GAGCUACUAAAAAAUUAGAUCAACCAAUAUUGAAUUUAAGUUAACGAAGUCGUGAGUCUCAAAAUUGGUUGAUAAGUGCAAAAAGUAAAAACUUUGACAACCCUGAUCACAUGAUGGAGACGGCAGAGUUGCCAGAGGAAACUCCUUUGAGGACACAAUUCACCGUCGACGAUUUAGAUAUUGAAAUAUUACCGCUUAUUUAUGAGAUCAUUCGUAGCGUUGAAAAAGAUCCACAUGAUACUACGCAAAAAGCCAAGGAAUCACAGGAUACCAGUCACAAGAUUUUAGAAUUGCAGAAGAAAUUGGAUUCUGCGAGAUCACAGAUUAAAAGAUUGCCAGGGAUAGAGUACAGUAAAGAAGAACAGUUACAAAAGCUAGAAACAUUGCGCAAACAACUGAGAUUGAAACGCGAGCUUCUAUUGAAGUAUCGUAAUACGUGCACAUUUGAAAUACCCAAAGUAUAACCAGAUGUGUUCGCCCUUCGUUACAUAAUAACUGCAGUUAUAUAUUUCAUCAGCAUGCGUUUCAUAAGAGCUCUCUUCCACUACUUAUUAAACA
This is a messenger RNA of Dinoponera quadriceps, 558 nucleotides long. It is a transcript of the gene MED9, whose product is annotated as mediator of RNA polymerase II transcription subunit 9. Gene Ontology annotation, biological process: regulation of transcription by RNA polymerase II. Lineage: Eukaryota; Metazoa; Arthropoda; Insecta; Hymenoptera; Formicidae. The record is from RefSeq and is a predicted model, not a curated record. Bases 111 to 464 code for a protein of 117 amino acids. Gene Ontology annotation, cellular component: mediator complex. Gene Ontology annotation, molecular function: transcription coregulator activity. The transcript is spliced from 4 exons.